Hippocampus zosterae (dwarf seahorse) is the source of this 2430-nucleotide messenger RNA. It is a transcript of the gene opn8c, whose product is annotated as opsin 8, group member c. Bases 878 to 2131 code for a protein of 417 amino acids. Gene Ontology annotation, molecular function: G protein-coupled receptor activity. The record is from RefSeq and is a predicted model, not a curated record. The transcript has 4 exons. Gene Ontology annotation, biological process: G protein-coupled receptor signaling pathway. Gene Ontology annotation, cellular component: membrane. Lineage: Eukaryota; Metazoa; Chordata; Actinopteri; Syngnathiformes; Syngnathidae.
UUGGCUCGUGAUAUUUACCAGCCCAGAGAUGCCAAUUCAAUCUGUAAACAUGUUGGAGUUCUGGAGUUUGGGAAUUCACUGCGAUAUGUCGCACUUGAAUGACAUCAUAGGUCAACGGAACUUCAUUCGUAUGGUGGGACACACUAGAGUGGUGAUCUUUUGAAUGAUAUAUCGGCCUGUCGUGUGUAUUAUAGAUUCAUUGGAUUCUAUUUCGUUCCCUUAUUUCCGCCAUAUUAUAGUGCAGAGAGCGAUAGGAAACACUGAGUCUUAUACUGCAAUAUGAAAAGGCCUCAUACUUUUUUGUUGAUUUGCAAUGGCAUGCAGGACAAAAAUAUUACAUCAAUAUGACAAUUUUGAGUGUAUUGCUUUUUUUGUAAAAUGGGUUCUUGCACUUAACCUUGGUUUCUUGUUCAUGUUUUUUUUAUUUUUUUUAAUGCCACCGAGCCUGUGUAUAUGAGUAUGUGGUUAUUUCUUAUUUGCUUUAAACCGUUUUGCUGUUUGGGUUAUAGUGGGUCUUUUAUACAUGCGUAGAACUAUGUAUUCUCCAAAAUGAAGCAUCUAUAUAUUCAGCAUGUAUUUUGUGCAUGUUUAAAAGAGCAUUUUUUGUCAUACAUCACGUUAGGAAGUGCGUGGACCUCUGUGUGCCCCCCCCCCCCCACCCCCAUUAUUCAAGUUACUCAUCCCUGCAUUAGAAUGUACAGCAGCUACAGCGUUGCCAGUCCGAUUUUACACUAGCAGGAUGUUCCCCUCUACGCGUAUUACCUAGAAGUGCAGUUUCCCUGGCGACAAGUCGCUCCUUGGAGGAGAUCACGUGGCUGCAAGUAAUAUACUGUUCGUAAGAGUUUUGUUCGUUCUAUAGUUCGUAUACCAACCGGAGAUGUUGGAACGGAGCUCCACGAACUACACUUCGGAGAACCUCACCAACACUUUGUUCACGUCCAAGUUGAGCGCCGCUGCUGACAUAUGCGUGGGACUUGCCAUCCUCUCAGUGGUGUUGCUAUCAGCUAUGGGUAACGGCAUAGUUCUGGUGAUCUGCUACCGCCGCCGCAAGAAGAUGGUGGGCUCUGAGCUUCUGUGCGUCAACCUGGCCGUGGUGGACUUCCUGUGCUGCAUCUGCUUCUACCCGCUCUCCAUCCUAUCAUCCUUCCACCACGCGUGGCUGGGGGAAUCUCUCACGUGCAUCUACUACGGCCUUGGCUGCUAUAUUUUUGGCCUGUGCAGCAUGUUCACCAUCGCCGCCAUCAGCUUCAUCCGCUGUGUUAAAACGUGCUACAGCUUGGUUUAUGCCGCAUGGCUGGAAAACGCCAACAUCAGGCUGGUGUGCUGCGUCAUCUGGCUGGUGGCGACGGUGUGGUCCAGCUUCCCUCUCUUCGGCUGGGGCGAGUACGUCCCCGAGCCCUACGGACUGUCCUGCACCAUCGCCUGGCGAGGCUACCACACCUCGGCCAAGGACGCCUUCUACGUCAUCUGCUCCUUCGUGUGCUUUACGCUGCUUCCCGUCUUGAUCAUCGUGAUGUCCCAUUGCCAGAUCCUCUACAAGGUGUCCCGCUUCUCCGAUUCUCUGUCGGCGCAAGGCAUCCAAAACAACCUACGGCAUGCUGAGAAACGACUCUCCAUGAUGUUUUUCUGCAUAAGUCUCGGCUUUGUCAUCGCCUGGGCGCCAUACGCCAUUGUGUCCUUCCUCUUCAUAUUCCACAAGGAAAACCACUACAUGGCUCCCGAGGGCUUUGUUUUUCCCACCCUCUUUGCCAAAAGUUCCCACAUCUAUAACCCGUUUAUUUACUUUUACUUCAACAAGACCUUCCAGAAGGAACUCAGGUCCCUGCUGGUCUCUUUCUUUCCCAAAAUGGGAGUGAAUCGGGUCGGUGUCCAUGCCGCUUUGAGCCACCCGGCCCCCGACCCCGUCUACAUCCAGCUCCAGGAGGAAGUCCCCAUCCGUAAGGCGUUUGCUUCAUCUCGCGGUCAGACUCGGGGCAAAAGCUCAGGCAAAGACAGUCGAGGCACCGGCGGUAACCAGGUCCAGGAAAGAUUGGUGCACACCUGCUGGGGGUCCACGUCAAAGAACCCCAACAUUCUCUUGAAAAAUAAAGCUGAAAACAAUUCUUUGCCUGGCUGUGAGAGCUCCAUCUAGACAAAGCAAAAGCCCCGAGACGCAAACAAAGCGGCGUCGUCGCCUUUCAAGUGUAUAGAACCAGCCAGUGAAUUCAUUCGGCGUAUUUAACAGCCUUUUUCUCGCAUUCCCUUUCAGCGCAAGGUGCGCUGUUACUUCUUUUGGGUGAUUCACAGAUGCGGGCACCGGCAGAUUAGGUCAAGGUUACAGGAAUUUAUUAAUUCAUUUCUUUGGAGUUUUAACCACAACAAAAUCGACGCACGAUAUUUAUCAUACACGCAUUGUAGCUGUCCAUCAUGUUUGCCGGAUACUCAUUCGCA